Molecule: messenger RNA, 5895 nt
Organism: Erinaceus europaeus (western European hedgehog)
Lineage: Eukaryota; Metazoa; Chordata; Mammalia; Eulipotyphla; Erinaceidae
Gene: SLC6A2
Product: solute carrier family 6 member 2
Exons: 15
Coding region: 433-2286 (617 amino acids)
Biological process (GO): dopamine uptake involved in synaptic transmission; sodium ion transmembrane transport
Cellular component (GO): presynaptic membrane; plasma membrane; neuronal cell body membrane
Molecular function (GO): dopamine:sodium symporter activity; neurotransmitter:sodium symporter activity; norepinephrine:sodium symporter activity
Source: RefSeq, a predicted model, not a curated record
AGCGCGCGAUUCCCGGUAUCGCAGGGAGCGCGGCGCCCGCUGCCCCCAGAUCCAGCGCUGCGCCCCAACCCCUGCGGGUCCCCGGCCGCGCUGUCAGUCUGCAUUAGUGCUAACAGGCUCCAGACUGAGCGCACCCGGCGCGGGGCUAAUGCAAUCGGCGCGUUACCUGAGGCGUAGGCUACAUUACCAGCCCGGCCCCCAGCUUAGUGCGGCCAGAAGCAACCAGCCCGCUCCCCGCGGCCGCUCCUGGUCCCCAGCGCUCCUCCAGAGGCGCCCGGGCUCCCUGAGGCCGCGUCCAGUCCCAGCUCCCAGUCCGUGCCCCGCGGCCUGCAGAGGGAAAGCGACCGGAGUGUAGCCGAGUUCCCCGUUGCUAUUGCACAAAGCCUCUGCGAGCUCCCAGGACUAUUCAGGUCCCCCUGGUCAACCGCACCCAUGCUCCUGGCGCGGAUGAACCCGCAGGUGCAGCCUGAGAACAGCGGGGCUGAUCCGGAGAUGGAGCAGCCCCUGAGGGCGCACAAAGCUACCGAGCUGUUGGUGGUUAAAGAGCGCAAUGGCGUCCAGUGCCUCCUGGCUCCCCUGGGCAGUGACACGCCACCCCGGGAGACUUGGAGCAAGAAGAUCGACUUCUUGCUGUCCGUGGUCGGCUUCUCAGUGGACUUGGCCAACGUGUGGCGCUUUCCCUACCUCUGCUACAAGAAUGGUGGCGGUGCCUUCCUGAUCCCAUACACACUGUUCCUCAUCAUCGCUGGGAUGCCUCUGUUCUACAUGGAGCUGGCCCUGGGACAGUACAAUCGGGAAGGGGCAGCCACUGUGUGGAAGAUCUGCCCAUUCUUCAAAGGCGUUGGCUAUGCCGUGAUCCUCAUUGCCAUCUAUGUUGGCUUCUACUACAAUGUCAUCAUCGCCUGGUCACUCUACUACCUCUUCUCCUCCUUCACCUUCAACCUGCCCUGGACCAACUGUGGCCAUGCCUGGAACAGUCCCAACUGCACCGACCCCAAGCUCCUCAAUGUCUCUCUGUUGGGCAACCACACCAAGUACUCCAAGUACAAGUUCACACCGGCAGCAGAGUUUUAUGAACGUGGCGUCCUGCACCUUCAUGAGAGCAGUGGGAUCCAUGACAUUGGGUCACCCCAGUGGCAACUCUCGCUCUGUCUGAUUGUCGUAGUCAUCACCCUGUUCUUCAGCCUCUGGAAAGGAGUGAAGACAUCAGGAAAGGUGGUAUGGAUCACGGCCACGCUGCCUUACCUGGUACUGUUUGUGCUCUUGGUCCAUGGUGUCACACUGCCUGGCGCCUCCAGUGGCAUCAACGCCUACCUGCACAUUGACUUCUACAGGCUCAGAGAGGCCACGGUGUGGAUUGAUGCUGCCACUCAGAUCUUUUUUUCCCUGGGGGCUGGAUUUGGCGUCUUGAUUGCUUUUGCCAGUUACAACGAAUUUGACAACAACUGCUACAGAGAUGCCCUGCUCACCAGCACCAUCAACUGCGUCACCAGCUUCAUCUCAGGCUUUGCCAUCUUCUCCAUCCUCGGCUACAUGGCCCACGAGCACAAGGUCAACAUUGAGGAUGUGGCCACUGAAGGAGCUGGCCUGGUCUUCAUCCUGUACCCAGAAGCCAUCUCUACCUUGUCAGGGUCCACCUUCUGGGCUGUGGUGUUCUUCAUCAUGCUCCUGGCCUUGGGGAUUGACAGCUCAAUGGGAGGCAUGGAGGCGGUCAUCACUGGCCUGGCGGACGACUUCCAGGUCCUGAAGCGACACCGGAAACUCUUCACCUUUGGGGUGACCACUGGCACCUUCUUUCUGGCCCUAUUCUGCAUAACCAAGGGUGGAAUAUAUGUGCUGACACUGCUGGACACCUUUGCAGCGGGGACCUCCAUCCUGUUUGCUGUGCUCAUGGAAGCCAUAGGGGUCUCCUGGUUCUAUGGUGUGGACAGGUUCAGCAAUGACAUCCACCAGAUGAUGGGAUUCAAGCCCGGCCUGUACUGGAGACUGUGCUGGAAGUUUGUCAGCCCUGCUUUCCUCCUGUUUGUGGUGGUGGUGAGCAUCAUCAACUUCAAGCCCCUCACCUACGAUGACUACGUCUUCCCACCCUGGGCCAACUGGGUCGGGUGGGGCGUUGCGCUCUCGUCCAUGGCCCUGGUGCCCACCUACGUGGUCUACAAGCUCCUCAGCACACCGGGCUCCCUUUGGGAGAGACUGGCCUAUGGCGUCACACCAGAGAACGAGCAUCACCUGGUGGCCCAGCGGGAUGUCAGGCAGUUCCAGCUGCAGCACUGGUUGGCCAUCUGAACCCAUCCUGAGGAGCGUACCAGCGUCCAGGUCCAAGGCGUCUGCCUCUAUGUGGCCCUGGACACCGUUCCGGGAUUCCUCUCCCAGAAGAUGUUCUUUUCAUCCCCCAUCCCCUCUUCCCAGUUACACAUGAUUCCAUGAUCUGGUUUUGAUUCACCUUCUGUUCAUCUGGCCCAGGGGCUGUGAGCUUGAACUGGAAAGGCUGGAAGGAGGAGAGAGGAGGAGAGGAGGGAGCAAGAUACAGGAUAUCUGUUGAACCUCUUUUGUUUUGGGGAGAAAGUCUCGCCCAGUUUGGGAACCCACCCACCAUGACACUCAUGGUUCAGGAAGAAUUCCACACACGGAAGGAAUCCAAAGUCCACCCAGUCAGAAAGAGGAUGGUUUGGGGCAGACACCAAAGAAACCAAAACACACACUCAGUGCCCAGCAGAAUAUGAGGGUGGGUACUCAGACCUUUCCUUCUCACUCACCUGUGUCUGAACAUUAAGCAAGCAUCUUGCGUUCACUCAUCUCCCAAGGGAAGUGUGUGUGGAGAGGGGCGGGGGGGUGGGGAUGUUGAGUGGAAUGUUCACAGUAGGUUUUCACUCUGGUUGACCUGACAAGUUGUGAGUGGUCUGGGAUAUUCUGACUCUUGGUGGUCAGGUGGUCCAGAACCAUGAGAAUCAGAGGGGAAAUUUGGAUGAGCCACAACGAUCAGACAGACAAAAAGACAUGGUGUCUCUUUGUUGGGGAAUCAGAGCCCAGCCCCUCACCUGUGACACUUGAGAUCUCCUGGGCAGGAACCCGGCAAGGCCAGAUGAGGGUGGCCAGCAGGGGGCUCUGUGCUACCACCACAGGUCAGGUGGAUGUCCAAGGACAACUGGCACAAUUAAUUAUUCAUUGCUCAUAGUCACCCACAAAGCUUGUCCCUGGGAGUCCAACACCUGUAGACCAGGAAUGUUGUGUGAGAGGGAUUUGGAUUUGGAAGCUCUCUUUGUCUCUUUUCAUGGAUUAGAGGGCAGAGAGGAGCUGAUCACUGAGUAUCCCCACGUCUAAGCUGUGGGGUGACUAUCCCAAGGUGAUAGGUGGGGCUUCAGAGAAUCGCUAGGACUUGGUAUAAGUUUGUACAUGGUGUCUGUCCUUUGGUGGUGGAAGCAGUGAUUCCAGUUCGUUCAGAGGCAUGGCCAAGUGGAGGCAGCUGCCUGGGGUUUUUUGCUUAUGGUCUGAGUCUCUUACUCUGACACUGGAGUCUCUUACUGACACUGGGAUGUCUUGUUGCAGAAACUUCAAUGAGGGGAAAAAAGAAAAAAAAAAAAACACUUCCCUUACAUCAGGAGUUUAGGGAGACACAUACAGAAGGUGCUUUGGGUCAAAAUGAGGUGCACUGAGUCCAUCAGUCGAUGGGGAAUAGCUGGGAGCAGGGAAAUGUUUGACUCUUGAGAGCCCCGAGUCAGAAUUUAUGUGUCAUUCUUUAGAGAAAAGAAAGGCAAUUCGGUGACUUUGGACACAGCCUGGCUGAUGGCUGCCACAGACUGCUGUGGGGCUUGCUGAGGUGGGGCCUGCGUGUGUCCCUGGGGCUGGGGCCAGGAGAAGGAAGCCCAGGAGAUGAGUGAGGGUCACUUGUUCCUGGUGGAUUCCGACCCUGCAAAUGAUUUUUACAUCUCCCCAGGAAGACUAUUCCCUUCCUAGGAGCGAUUGCUGUCACCCACGUCCACGCCCUCCACCCUCCCUCUUCUGUCUUUCUGUUUUCCAGGUGAGAAAACCAGAGUGUGGCAUUUCACUCUUUCCUGCUUAAAGUGUCUCUGCUGCUUAGGGAUCUGGUCAGACCCCUGAGUCAGCCCAGGGAACAUCAAAAUCCCCCCUUCCCAGCACACCUCCUUUCUCUCCAGCUGCCACUCAAAAUAAAUACAGAUGCAGUCUAUGUAGUGGCCAAGGGGGUCUUUCUUAGCAAAAGAUCAAUGCGCUGGAAACAAAAGGAACAAGGAAGGAGAUCAUUUGUUCUUAUCUUACUGGUUUCCAGAGAGGAAGUAAUUUAUCUGCUCUGGGGUGAAAUGAAUCACUCUUUGGGUGUGGACAGCUAAGUCGACUAGGUGGAAAUGUGAUCACUCAGUCCGAGAAGCGUGGAGAGAGGUGAUCAGAACAGGACACAUUCUAGAGGGCACCUGCCAUUUCCUCUGCCAUCUGCAUGUGGCUCUGAGGCCCCACAGAUGGGUGGGAGCGGAGGUGCUAGCUGGCCCCACACCAAAACCAUGCAGUGCUGCUGUCUUGUGGUGGCCUCUGGCUUCUGCACCUGGGGUGGAAAGUGGCAGGACCUAACUCAAGGUUCAGGGUCCCUGGGGUUGGGAGACCCAGAAAACUCUUAGAGGUCCUGGAGAAAACCUUGGGAGACCCGAGUUUGCCUUCCACCGGAGAGGGAGUCUGGGCUUGGCUUUACACUGCAUUUGACUUCUUUUUUGUAGCCUUUUAUUUGCUAAUAGAGGUUGCCCGGGGGAAGGUCACCCCUGAGUACUGUAUGUGACACUUUCGAUGUUUCACCAGAUUUUGUUUUACAGAGUUAUUCUAUCCCCUGACAUGGAAACAUCUGUUUCAGACCGUCCUGUUAACAUGAACUCUAUGUCUGGUUAUUAGCAUCUGCCUGUUAAGUCUGAAUUCAAGAUGCAAGUGUAACAUAGGAGAAACAUAGAAGCAGGAAGGUGGCCAGGGGUUCCCAACUCUGGCCAGAUAAGCUGCUGGAUCAGAGUCCCCUGAGCUGCCUUAGUCCUCAGAGGGGGUGUUCCUGCCCUGGGAGGCAGCUGGUGUCUUGCCACAUGACCCACGUGGAAGCAGUAAGGUAAAACUGAAGCAUUCUUACCCAAGAAGCCAUUUCUUAAUUAAGAAACACAAGGCAUUCAUUUUAUUCUUUCUUUUGGUUUCAUGCAAUGGAGAAGGAUAGAGAAGGCGUGUGGUGUGGUAGAAAGGGCACAGCAUUUCAAGGUGCACAGACCUGGGUCUACAGCUGACGGGCUGAGUGUCCUGGCGAGAGUGUCUUGCCCUCUCUGAGCUCUCUAGUUCUUUAUCUAGGAAAGCAACGGUUGGGUUAAAUAAUCAGGUUCUCAUCUGGUCACAUAGAAUUCACAGUCAUCACAGCAACGUUCUUAACGCUACGCAGGCACUGGAGGCUGUACACCUUUUACAGCAGGGCUUUCUGAAAACCUUAAUAAAAACCCAGUUGUUAAGAUUUCUAGCCACUGAAACCUGGACUCAGUGGUUCCCUGUCCUCAAAUAUAUCUUCAACCAGUGUAAGAAACUCUAGAAUAUUCAGGUUUCUUUUUUUCUCUCGCAAAUCCAACCUUUUUGUCUUGAAGAUAUCUAGGGUGCCCUGCCUCUGUGCACCCCAACAUCCACAGCCCCCUGGAAAUGCCGUACUAUUGUGUGAGAUCUGGCUGAAGUGGUUGGUCCCAUGGUGUCUGCCCUUCUCCCUCUGUUCCUCCACUCCUGUGUAAAUAAGGACUGUGGGAUGGUGCCUCUCUGAGUCAUACACUGCUCCAAUGUCAUGCUGGUUUCAAUGUCUGGUGUGGAUUUAUUUUAAAUGCUGUUCUCUUCAUGGAAAAAUCAGUGUACAGAGUAAUAAAGGCUGUCUCCUGUGCCAUG